This is a messenger RNA of Guillardia theta CCMP2712, 504 nucleotides long. RefSeq lists its product as hypothetical. The record is from RefSeq and is a predicted model, not a curated record. Bases 1 to 504 code for a protein of 167 amino acids. Gene Ontology annotation, molecular function: structural constituent of ribosome. Gene Ontology annotation, biological process: mitochondrial translation. The transcript has 6 exons. Gene Ontology annotation, cellular component: mitochondrial small ribosomal subunit. NCBI's taxonomy places the organism in Eukaryota, Cryptophyceae, Pyrenomonadales, Geminigeraceae.
AUGGAUCUGCAGCGUCGCUUCAUUCAGAGAUCUUGUGAUGACAGAUCUUUCGGCAACAACGUCUUCCCGCGCAUUGUGACACAGUAUGAUUAUAACAAGCUCGCACGACACAUGAACCCGGAGCUGCAAGAAGUGAUCGAAAGGGCUGAAUUGGAAAUUAAGAUGCCGAAGCUGAUCACGCGGCAAUGGCAACACUGGGAUUUUCCAGACAAAGCAAUCUAUAUAACAACCAAGCAAUAUGCGAACUAUGUUGGAAACGAAAAAACUGCUGAGUUUUUGAGCAGGAAGGUUAUCGCAGAGAUCUUCCCCUUCAAACUUGGGCUCAGCGAUGCAGCAGUCAAGAAACUCAUAGAGAUGGCGGGACCACGUUACAAUCCGAAGAAAAAGAUGAUCAAGAUCACGGCGACUGAACGACCCAACCGCGAGAUGAACACUGAGAGGAUCAAGUGGCAGGUAUCACAAUUGAUCCACCAAAGCCGUGUCCUUGUCGGCGAAGUGAAUUGA